This is a messenger RNA of Entrophospora sp. SA101, 468 nucleotides long. Lineage: Eukaryota; Fungi; Glomeromycota; Glomeromycetes; Entrophosporales; Entrophosporaceae. The record is from the annotation of a GenBank genome assembly.
UCAAAAAGCCCUGAUAACCAGUUAAUAGAACCCAAAUUUAAAAAAGGUGAUGCAGUAGAAUUAUCCGGUCAUUAUUCUAAUUCUCCCCACAGUAUCAGGAAAUCUUUUACUGGUUUGGAUUAUAAGAAAUUUAUCAGUAGUAUCCAUGAAGUUAAGAUAAUCAAUAAAGAAUGCUUUGGUUGCGGUGAUAAAUUUAUCUGUUCCUCUCAAGAAAACUUUGAUUAUUGUUCUUCUUGUGAACUAAAUGGUAGCCGACAUAUCCCGGGCAAAUUCGGCAAAAACAAAUGUUCCGAAUGCGGUGAUGGUAGUGGAACUAUUAAAUUUCCAGGUCAACCUCCAAGAAAUUGCAAAACUUGCCAUUUAGCCAAAAUAGCAAUCUUGGAACAGGCAAAAUCGCAACUUCCUCUUUUAGAAAAAGAAGCUGAGAAAAUCAUCCAAAUUCGGCAAAAAUUAACCGGUCAUGAAUAA